UCGGGGCCGGGGGGUGGGGGGUGGGGAAGCUACCUGGAGCUCAGUUCAGCGCUGUCGGCCUAAGCUUGGAAGCUUCAUACUAGGCAACCAUCAGUGAAGGCAGCGCUUCUUAAUACCUCCACAGCACUGUCCGCCACCCAGCACGAGAGUAUCAUCCAAAUUCAUCAUGGCAGGAAAAGCAGGACACGAGGACAUGGCGAGCCUCUCAUACUUUGACCACUCGUCGGCCAAGCGCGUCAACACUGAUGUUGUGCUCAUCGAAGCUAUCCGCUCCCAGUACCCCGAACUCGACCUCGUCGUCGCGCCCCAGGGCAAGCUCAACCUGCUCGCGUACGCCUCGGCGGGCUUUGCAACCGUUAUCCCCCUCGAUGACGUCGUCAAAGAUCCCAUAUACGGCCCCGGUGUCAAGCAGCGCACCUAUGUCCCACCCGCGAGGAGACUCGAUCCAUACCCGGGUCGCAUGAUUGAGCGCGUCAUCUUUGGCAAAUACAUGUACAAAUGGAAGGACCAGGAGGCUAUAGUGUACCUCGCUGAAGGGCGCGACGGCUUGGGGGCAUACCCAGCUCCCGUAAUGUACUACAUCCUGUCCAAUGCUGAGCACAAGGUGGACGAGCUGAUCAAGGACGCGACCACGUGGGGUUCUGAACUGCACAACGAGGUCUGGGUUUUUGACGGCGGUUACUGGGAGAAGAGCGCCGAGCUGUACAACUCUGUGCAGAAAAGCAGUUGGGACAACGUCAUCUUAGAUGAGGAUAUGAAGAAGGCGUUGAUCGCCGAUGUGGAGAACUUCUUCAAUAGUCGCCAAACCUACCAGGACCUCAAGGUACCGUGGAAGCGCGGCGUCAUCUACUACGGUCCGCCAGGCAACGGUAAGACUAUCAGCAUCAAGGCCAUGAUGCACAGUCUUUAUCAACGCGGAAGAAAUGGCGACUCUAGGAUGGCUGUGCCUACCCUCUAUGUCCGCUCGCUGAGCUCUUUUGCUGGUCCCGAAUACUCUUUGCAGGCCAUCUUUGCCAAAGCCCGCCAGGAAGCCCCCUGCUACCUUGUUUUCGAGGACCUUGACUCGAUUGUCAAAGACAGUGUCCGGUCCUACUUCCUCAACGAAGUAGACGGUCUCAAGUCUAACGACGGCAUCCUUAUGGUUGGCUCUACCAACCACCUCGACAGAUUGGACCCAGGCAUCUCGAAAAGGCCCAGCCGUUUCGACCGCAAGUACUACUUCUCAAAUCCCGACUACGAUCAGCGUGUUCAGUAUGCCAAGUUCUGGCAAAACAAACUCAAGGACAACAAGAAUCUUGAAUUCCCUGACGAGCUAUGCGGCAAGAUUGCAGAGAUAACACCAAAGUUUUCUUUCGCUUACAUGCAAGAGGCCUUUGUUGCAGCACUUCUGGCAAUCGCCGCUCGUGGAGGUAAGAGUGUUGCUGAAGCAGAUCGUGAAGCAGAGAGGUGGUCGGGUCCUCAAGAUCCAAUGAAACUCGGUGAUGGUACUCUUCACGCCAACUUUGGCCGGAGAGCGCAUGUUGGUGACACAAAUGACAUGGCAUCUGGAUCUGACUCAGAACUGGAUAAGUUAGAGUUGUGGGUUGAGAUAAAAAAGCAAGUCAAGAUUCUCAAGGACGAGAUGCAAGAGGAGAGAGGAGAGAGCAGCCUGGAAUUACCCAGUCGGCCAAGAGACUCGUACCCACAGCCACAGCAGUCGACCAAGUUCAGAGACGAGCUUGACGCUAUACUGCAUGGCGGGCAAGACAGGCGCCCCCGCCAUCCAUUGCCCGAGUUUGAGAAUUUUUCCAGUCACGCACGCUUUGAGUAACGUUUUGAUGAUUAAAACACUUGCGCUUUGUACAAUUUGCACCAUUCUGAGAGGCGCAACAACGUAGAUACCGGAAAUAUGAUGAUUUGAAAGUGGUGCCAUCCUCAUGUGCAAACCUAAUCGCCAUGCAAAGCCUCCUCUUCCAUAGCCAAAACUGCUCCUCGCCUUCCAAAACGCCCUUGUAAAACUCCAACAACCGAUCUAGCUCUUCCCGUGCCGCGGCCCGAUCAUCAGGCGCAUACGUAGUAUUCUUCUCGCUCUCCUCCGACGCAA
Messenger RNA from Bipolaris sorokiniana ND90Pr, 2083 nucleotides. RefSeq lists its product as uncharacterized. The record is from RefSeq and is a predicted model, not a curated record. Gene Ontology annotation, biological process: protein import into peroxisome matrix. Gene Ontology annotation, molecular function: ATP hydrolysis activity; ATP binding. NCBI's taxonomy places the organism in Eukaryota, Fungi, Ascomycota, Dothideomycetes, Pleosporales, Pleosporaceae. Bases 167 to 1810 code for a protein of 547 amino acids. The transcript is spliced from 2 exons. Gene Ontology annotation, cellular component: cytosol; peroxisomal membrane.